UGUUUACAAAGUCAUGACGUGUUAGAGACGGUGGUACCUGUUUGUUCGGCAGAUCUGCAUCCAGGUCGAACUCCCCGGUCCCGUCCUCAAAUGUUACUUUCCUCUUCGGCAUGGUGCUGCGGAAGGCAAAGCAGUAUCUCCUUUAUUACAAGAAGGGUGCUGUGGUGAGUGGUUUUAAUGCACAUUUAUAGAUUGGCUUGUUGCAACGUAGUAAAUACGCGCCGUUACAACAGCACGCAGGUUAGCUUUAGUGCUAAAAAUGUUAGCCAAAAGCGGCGGACGCACAGGUAAAGAGGAGCGGGCAUUGGGAAUUUAGUCAGGGUUAAUACUUCGUUUACUACAAUAAUGAAAGCUGUUCAUCCCACUAGUGUCAAAUAACGUCCAUAUGGCAGAAUAUUAAUGCUCAUGUUGAAAAUGUGGCAAACCUGGUGCAAGUAAUUCAAGCGACGUUCGCGUACGUCUCUUCUUCGUUGGUUUUCUUCUUCACGUCCAUUAUUUGUUUGGUGGGCGGUAUUGCAUUAUACGACAGCAUACCGCCAUCAUUUGGUUAGGAAGACUAACGUGAACUUGUUUGCUGCGUAAGUUUUAGACACACUUAAAAAAAAUGACACCCUAGAGACUUUGCAUUACUAAAACACCAAAGUUUUACUCAAAAUAAAUGGCAUUAAAAACGACUUUCGCACUUGAUUUAAACCCUCAAGACGUGGCACGCUUGUGUCAUAAAUGCCUCUUUAUCCGUUCAGCUCGAUCCCCUUGAUUUGGGAUUCUUCAGAGUCCCAAGAAAUUCAAUGGAAAAGUCAUAAAUAGGGACAACAUUAAGGGAACUACAUAAUCAAGUGGCCAUUUUGUCUGUCUUCACGUCUUGGUGAUAUUUAUCAACAUUCAGAGGGAAAUGCUGCAAGACAGCACAGAAGAUCAUUUGAAAUAAACUAAUCAUCACAAAAAAUAAGCUGUGCACCUCUUUAAAGAAUCAGCUUGAAAUAAACUACCAGACUCAAGUUUUAAAGAGCACCUGAAAUUUAAAAAAGUAACAUAAAAAGCAGAAGUGAGAGUCCUGAGGCAAAUACAUCAGUCCUAAAACUCCACUUCAACAUCCAGCAUCUCGUUUCCAGGUAGCAGCUCUUGUCAGAGGUACAUUUCCAUUGCUGGUUUUGGUCAAUCCAGCAGCAUAGAGGAGGGAGAAUAUAAUGUGUCAGGAUUUUGUUACCAGGAAGUGGGUCGAGUUAUUUAUAUUUCAACACUCGUCCUCUUGUACCCGUGGGAGACUGGUGUUAGUAACCUGAAACUAUACCUUUAAACAUUGUCUGCUUCUGGAUGCAUCUGAAAGCGACUGGCAGAAAACAAUUGGCUUCAUGUUUGAGAACGCUGAAAAACAGGAGAAAUAUCUGUAAAUGUAAAUAAUGUAAAGACUGUGUGGGAGACUGAAGUGACCCUGUGGGCCAGUCAGCAUUGGCAGAGGUAAGUCUGAGUCACUAUUUUCUAUUCUGUUCUGCCACUACUGUCUGAGUCAAUGUACAGCAACCCAAAUGUCUAUCUAUCUAUCUAUCUAUCUAUCUAUCUAUCUAUCUAUCUAUCUAUCUAUCUAUCUAUCUAUCUAUCUAAACUAAUGCUCAACACGGGUAAAAAUGUAGUAAUUUUGUGAAGUGUAUUUGAAAUUGUUUUUCUGUAUGAUUUAAGUCAUUUUUAAAAAUAUAAAAAUACUUUUGCAUUGUGUCCUGGUUCUGUGGUUAAUGCUAAAACUACUAAUACUCAAAGAAAGUCAAUUGAGGGCACUAUAAAAUUACUUGAUAAAAAGGACCAUAAAUGAAAUGUAAAAGGUGACUAUAUUCAUAAAAAGUAUAUUCAAAUGAGUGAAAUGUCUUCCGACUUCAGUAGAAGAGUAUCGGUGUCGGCUAAUUAGGGCAUAAAGCUCCUGUGAGGAUUUUUUGAUGUUCGUGAAAUCAGCCGAUAUGUAUACUGAUGCCUCUUCAUGAUAUUCAAAAGCAAACAGGACUAUCAGAGACAAGAUAAAUAAUGUCAAUACUGUAAUUUUUAAUGCUUGAAAUGGGUGUGAGAUGGUUGGUGUUGGCCAAGUAGAUGAAGAAACAGCCUCUAUUAGCUUUGAAGAGUAAAGACACUUCUCUUUCUUUAGGUGUUGUGAUGAAGCUCCAUGAGAAGAUUUUGAUGCAUUACCUUUCAUGCACCUCUCCUGUAGAUAAAGAGGGAUAUCUCUACAAAAAGGUUUGAAAAACUAAAAGUAUUUACACAAAAUUGAAUAAUACACAACAAAUGGUUUCCUGGUGAUGAAAUCCUGCUUUAUCUGAACAUAUAUCCGUCCAUAGAAAGAGAGAACUGCUACCUACCAUCGGCGCUGGUUUGUGCUGAAAGCAAACCUGCUUUUCUACCAGGAGCGCCCUGCUGACAGACACCUCCUGGGUGUCAUUGUUCUGGAGGGGUGUUCAGUGAGGCGUUCAGAGUCCGAUGGACAGUUUGCCUUCUCUCUGGUGUUUGAAGGACCUGGUUUGAGGACAUACAGAUUUUCUGCGGGGGAUUAUCAGACUUUGGAGAGCUGGCUGAAAGCUUUGCUCUCAGCCAGCCACUGUUACCUCUCUUCACUGCUGACAGACUUGCAGAGACAAUAUGAAGGUAAGACAGAUUGAAGGUUAUGGACUGAUGAGCCUGGUAAUAACAUUUGUCUUUCACAGCUUAGUUUUACUCUUCCUUGGGUAUUGAAAAUCCCCCUCUGCUCCAAAUUCUCAUUUGAACUUUUUCAGUAUUACCAUCUUCAUUUCAUUGUGGUCAUUGUGUCUUGCAAUUUGUCAAAUUUGAGAUAUAUUUUCAGAUAGUGUUUUUCAAGAGGAACCAAAUAAUAAUUUGCAAUUUAUUAUGAGUGUUAGUUUUUUGUUUUCUUCUCGUCUUCAUUCUGCAGAGGCUAAACAGCAACAACGCUCAGGUGAACUCCAUCACAGCUCCUCUGUUGGCACUUUCAAACAGUCCCAGUUCUUCCUCCCUGUGCAGGGCUCAUCAGCUGUGGUCAGAGAAGGGAGAAGCCUCAGCACUGGCCCAGUUUUAAACGCACCCUUGGGAUCCUCUAAAGUGGUAACUAAAAAGUCCCCUAAACUUUGGCACAGGAGAAAUGCUCAUGUCACACCACUCAAUGGACCUGCACCCUUGUAUGGAGAGUGGCCUUUGGUGGGCUUUGAUCCCCUGGAGGAGUUCAGCAAACUUCACGAUUAUUACGGACAGGAGGUGAAGAGGACAAGAGAGGAAUGGCUCAGGAGUCGACAAGCAGAAGAGGAACGCAGUGGAGGAGAUCUCAUCAACCUGGGGUGAAAGAAAGCAAAAAUAGACGGCCCAGAAGCACUUUAAGAGGAAGUGAGAAGGAGUGGUUCACUUGAGCAAAAAAGGAACAGAACCAAAUGUGUUGUGAACUUCAUUGUUACUAUGGGAACAUAUCACAACAAAGACAUCUGUUAAUGUGCUAAAUGCUUUAAAUUAUGUGCUGGAAUAAUUUUUAUCUUACAUUUAACAUAGGGAUGUAUUUUCCUGGGCUGUAGUGGCCUUCAAGUGUCCAGGGGAUGAAAUGGGAUGCUAUAGGAUUUCUACCUUUUGGACAGUAACAGUGUUCUGAGUGGUUUUUUUUUUGUUUUUUUUUUACAGCAUUUGAUGAAGUUAUCUACAAUAUUAUAUAAACAGUGUUUUUUUUAAUUCACUUUAAUACUAGUCCCAGUAAACUGUGAUUGUAUUAAAGUUAGCCAGCAUGUGAUUACCCAGAAACUAAAGCCGCUUAAUGGAAUCAAGCCAUAUUUAGAGCUUCUUUGGGGGGUCUAUUUGAUGCGAAUGAAGGACUUAAAGUCAUAUUGUUGCCUUUUUGAUUUUUGAUGCCUGUACUGAGUGCGAAGGGGUUAGAUGUUAACUGAGGAGCUGAAGAGACAGCCCUGUUUUUUAUUGUCUGCACAAAGUUUUCAUAAUAAAUAAUACAAGCAACUGUCAAAAGUCAGCAGGAUGAGAUUUUUGUCAGAUGAGACUACCUACAAAUGUGGAUCACAACAAACACAAAGACUGCUUUGUCUAUGGGGGGAACCAAGACUGAGACAAACUACAAGUUUAAUGUCGUUAUUCUCAUGCUUUUUCUACUCGGCAUGGCAACAUUUCUUCCUCCUUUACUCCUUUACAUUGCUUAGUCCUAUAUAAACAUUGAAUUGAAUAAGCAUGAACAUUUCCUGCAGCUACUCAUAUGUAGUGCAAUUCAUUUCCUUGCAGGCAUGGAAAGGCUUUACAGAGCAGUAUUAUCAAACUUGCCUCAAAGUUUAAAUAAAAGCUUGUUUCGAAUAUAUACUGUAUAUUGAAACAGUUCCAAAUCCACUUUUUUAUUGACAUAUUGUACUGAUACCCAUCUCAUAACUAGUAUACUGGUAUUAAUGAUGUUUGUUGUAAAAAUAAGCACAAAUUAUAUUAUAUUUUUGAUGCAUGUAUGAUAUGCCGUUAUUGACUUAAAUGAGUCAAAGUGAAUUUGUUAAAAUAUACAACCAACAGCACAAAUAAAUAAACAUGACUGAAUGUCUCUGUUGUGGAUUUAAAAA
Xyrichtys novacula (pearly razorfish) is the source of this 4562-nucleotide messenger RNA. The record is from the annotation of a GenBank genome assembly. NCBI's taxonomy places the organism in Eukaryota, Metazoa, Chordata, Actinopteri, Labriformes, Labridae.